UCACACAUCACGCGCAUGCGUACCUACACGCGCAAUUUUUAUACCUGUUAGUCACAAUCAAGAACACUAAACAAACUAUUAUAUCAUUUGGAACGAUCUCAAUGCAUCGUUUAAUCGGCUGCGUCUGGCUAUUUCUAUCCGACUACAACGAGCAGUUGCGUGGCAUAAUUUCUUUACUAUCAUUACAUUAAUCUAAACUGUAUAUUUCAUAUACAAAUCCCAUGUCCUAAAUAAACUUAAAAUUAGAAGUUGAGUCGAUAAUGCGAAGGUUAAAAACAUGCAUUGUAAAAGUCAGUGGUUAGUGUUUAUUAUUAGUUACUUGGCAUAUGGAAAUGCUCAGAAAAACAUUGGUGCAAUAUGCGACGAUGGUGGGUUUGUGUUAGAAGCUGCCUUUACCGUGGCCAUAGAGUCUGUUUCGAGUGAAGAUGACCCCUAUGAGGCUAAAGUAGUACGCACCACACCGGGAGACGUACUCGAGGCCCACAAUGCUAUGUGCUCAGUUUUAGAGGGAAAUGUCUUUGGAGUGUUUGCGCCAACAAACGAAAAAGCGUUGAAACAUGUUCAAUCCAUAUCAGAUUUUCUUGAAGUACCGCAAAUAUUGGUGGACCAGUCAGUGGCACAUAAUCGGAAUUGGUCGGCGAUUAAUCUGUACCCAAAUCAUGUGGCAUAUUCGCAAGCUUUCGCCGAGAUUAUUGACAACAAAGGUUGGGAAGAAUUUACUAUAAUUUACGAAGGAGCUGAACUACUCCCAUUUUUUGAUGCCAUUUUUGCUUUGCAAGAUUUGGAAGCUGGCAAUGAAGUCUUAAUGACUGUCGUGCAGUUACCAGAUGGCGACGAUUUCAGAUCCCAUUUACAAACGAUAAAAAAGUCUGGAUCUUUAAAUUACCUCGUCAACUGCAGAAGGGAGACUAUAGAAACAUUCCUACUACAGGCACAACAAGUGGGAAUUAUGUCUGAUGAACACAGUUAUGUUAUAAUGAAUCCAGACUUCCAGACUAUUGACUUGGAUCCCUUUAAAUACGGUGGAUCUAACAUAACAGGAGUUAGAUUUUUUGACCCAAGCGUCGAAGCAAUUCAAAACUACGUAAAGAGCAUCAAUGCAAAAGUAGCAGAGCUAUCUGAAGAUCAAAUUCCAGAAGCCGUAACUGAAAAUGGACUAACACUCAGUUUAGCUUUGAUGUACGACGCUGUGAUGCUAUAUGUCGCGGCCGUAAAAGCUAUGGCGCUCGAGGAUGGCUCUAGUGUUACUUGUGAGAGUGGAAGAGGAUGGGCUUUUGGAUCUACUUUGCUUAAUAAUCUUAAAACUAUGGAAAUUGAAGGGUUGUCUGGUCUUAUCAAAUUCGACGACGAUGGACUACGUACAUAUUUUGAGAUAGAGAUACUUGAACUUAUGGCACAUGGCAUAGAAACGGUAGCGACUUGGAACAUUGAGGAAGGAUAUAAAGAGACCAGAGUCAUAAUACCAGCAGCAGAAGUUGAAGGUUCAGAAUCUAUGAAAGGAAAACAUUUCAUUGUUUUAACAGCCUUGAGUGCGCCUUACGGCAUGCUAAAAGAGUCUCCCAAAAAGCUCGAAGGUAAUGAUCGGUACGAGGGUUUCGGCAUUGAACUUAUCGAAGAGUUGGCCAAAAUGAACGAGUUCAACUAUACCUUUGACAUACAGGCCGAUGGCGUCUAUGGGUCCUUGGAUAAGAAGACGGGCAAGUGGAACGGUAUGAUGGAGAAGGUUAUGGACGGGAGAGCGGACUUUGCAAUCACUGAUUUAACAAUAACAGCGGCGCGUCAAAAAGCUGUAGAUUUCACGAGUCCUUUCAUGAAUCUUGGGAUCACUAUUUUGUACAAAAAACCAACGAAACAGCCACCGGACUUAUUCUCUUUCAUUUCUCCCUUUUCUUUGGAGGUUUGGGGUUGGCUGGCAGGAGCAUACGUGGGGGUUUCCCUAUUGCUAUUUCUACUAGGAAGGAUAGCUCCAGAAGAAUGGCAGAAUCCUUAUCCAUGUAUUGAGGAACCAGAGACUUUGGACAACCAGUUUACAAUGGCCAAUUCGUUUUGGUUUACUCUGGGAAGUGUGCUGACUCAGGGAUCUGAGAUUGCUCCAAUAGCGGUGUCAACACGAAUGGCUGGAAGUAUGUGGUGGUUCUUCACUUUAAUCAUGGUAUCUUCAUACACCGCAAACUUGGCAGCAUUUUUGACAGUGGAGUCUAAAUUUUAUGCCAUAAAAUCAGUACAAGACUUAGCAAAUAAUCCAUACGACAUAACGUACGGGGCUAAAAAGGGAGGUGCCACCUUGGGAUUCUUUAAAGAAUCGGAUAAUUUGCUAUACCAGAAAAUGUAUCAAUACAUGGAUGAACAUCCUGAGUACCAAACGUCUACUAAUGAUGAAGGACUGGCAAGGGCAAAAUCGACUGAAGAAAAUUAUGCAUUUCUGAUGGAAUCGACAUCAAUUGAGUACAUGGUGGAGAGAAAUUGUGAUGUGGCUCAAGUCGGAGGAUUACUUGACAGCAAGGGUUAUGGAAUUGCUAUGAAGAAAAAUAGUCCAUUCCGACAACCCAUGAGCGAAUCAAUUUUACAGCUCCAAGAAGAAGGUAAACUGACGCGAAUGAAGGACAAAUGGUGGAAGGAGAAACGAGGUGGAGGUGCGUGUGCGGACGACGACGCGGGUAGCGCUGAAGCCCAGCCUCUGGUGCUGGCGAACGUGGGAGGAGUUUUCAUUGUCCUCGCUGCUGGCUCCGGCUUGGCCGUCAUCUGCGCUAUUUUUGAGAUGCUUGUUGACUUAUGGGUGAUAUCACAUAGGGAAAAUGUGUCUUUUAUAGAAGAACUAAAAGCUGAAAUAAAGUUCAUCAUCAGCGGUAGCAGCGACACCAAGCCUGUACGUCACAGGGAACCUACUGGAAGUGGCUCAGGGGGCUCGAAGAAGUCCAAAAUCGAAGACGAAGAGUCCCAUAAGGAGGUCGAGAAUAACCUGAAUGCACCAACGCCGUCCGAACGCUCUAUGUCGCACCAUUCGAGGCAUACUUUGCAUAGUAGAAGGCAGAGCAACGCUGUACAAAUGGCACGAAUGCGGAAAUUUAGCAAGGCAACUUACUGAUGAAUGCGUUUGUAAAUUUUUGUAAAAAUAUAAGUAAGACAUUAAAAAACUACUAGAUUAGAAGUUGUCUUUAAUCUGGAAAAAUACACGGAAAAUGAAAGAAUAAAAUAAAACCAUAGAAUC
This is a messenger RNA of Cydia pomonella (codling moth), 3208 nucleotides long. RefSeq names its product glutamate receptor ionotropic, kainate 3-like. Lineage: Eukaryota; Metazoa; Arthropoda; Insecta; Lepidoptera; Tortricidae. Bases 278 to 3085 code for a protein of 935 amino acids. The record is from RefSeq and is a predicted model, not a curated record. Gene Ontology annotation, biological process: monoatomic ion transport; synaptic transmission, glutamatergic; modulation of chemical synaptic transmission. Gene Ontology annotation, cellular component: postsynaptic membrane; plasma membrane. The transcript has 17 exons. Gene Ontology annotation, molecular function: glutamate-gated receptor activity; transmitter-gated monoatomic ion channel activity involved in regulation of postsynaptic membrane potential.